This is a messenger RNA of Coregonus clupeaformis (lake whitefish), 6102 nucleotides long. Its product is annotated as PDZ domain-containing protein 4-like. Bases 2480 to 5527 code for a protein of 1015 amino acids. The transcript has 11 exons. The record is from RefSeq and is a predicted model, not a curated record. Gene Ontology annotation, molecular function: protein binding. Lineage: Eukaryota; Metazoa; Chordata; Actinopteri; Salmoniformes; Salmonidae.
GCAGAACAGGAUGAGCUACCGCUGUAACACGCUGAGGGAAGGAAGAGGAGGAACACUGCUUCUCGUCUCCAGCUGCAGCCACAGCUCCAGCUUCACAGCCUUUUGUAUUGAGAAUCAGUGGUGCAGCACCAGAGAGGGAGCAGUAGCUCAGCCGGAGACAUCUGCAUCAGCCAGCCGUGCAGGAGCAGAGAGGAAACAGUAGCUCAGCCAGAGACAUCUGCAUCAGCCAGCCGUGCAGGAGCAGAGAGGAAACACGUUUAGCAGCACAAGAGUCACAUCUGUGACAAACCCGAAAGGAAGGACACUCUGACUGUUUGUCCUACGGUGGACUACAGUGUCCUGUGCCUGGUAGGACUCAAUGAAUCACAGUCCUGGCUGGUAGAGGGAUUCAUCGGGUUCAGUAGUGUGGAUGUAUGGAUGCUGUGAACUACAGCGCUGACUAGUGGGAUCCUGGGAGUGCGACGUUGUGGAUCAGCCUUUCAGACUUCAAGAAGAGAAAACAGGGAGGGGAUUGGGAAAGGUCUCACGCUCUCCCCUCAUCGUGACUACAACCCAUUUUCUAAGGUGGAGUUUCGAUCAGCCUUUCGUAUUGCCUGAAGAGAAAAAUAAAUCAGACAUCGCUUGCCGCACACCUAGCUAAUUCAUCUAAAUGUUUCAGCGUGGUAAUUUCCUUUAUUUUUUUCUCUACACCUCAUGCAUUUAUUUUCUGUCCUCGCUUUCAUCUCCCCAUCUGUAAUUUAGUAACUUAUUCUGUAAGCAUUACUAGGGCGGUACACGUUAGACAGUUAAUCCUUAUAUUAAGGCUAGGUAAAAGAUGUGUUCACGCUGGUCAGAUCUGAAGAGUCAGCAGAUACAUAGAGGUAAAAGAAAGGUUUAAACGUCAUGACAGACUAUGAUUUUUUUUUUUUUGUAGUAUACUAAAAUACAGAGAAAGCACAAUGAAGCUCUGAAAGUUCGGAAAAAACUCUAGAUCGCUAAGAGCUGAGAAUUCAAAAACACAUAAACUGGCUUAAACAUGUUUUUCUUCGAGGAGGGAUUCUUUUGAAAUAUCCACUAAUGGAGGGUGAUGGGACAUGGACUGUCUGACCCAUUCUUAUGACUGAGAGAGAUCCUCAUCUCUGGGCUGGCCACAGGACUCUACGACGGUAGAGAUCCUCAUCACUGCAACUUCAUUGAACUAAAGAGCACACAGUGUCUGAGGCCUGAAGACAGUUGAGUCAGCUCUGGGCUGGCCACAGGACUACGACAGUAGAUAUCCUCAUCACUGGAACUUCAUUGAACUAAAGAGCACACAGUGUCUGAGGCCUGAAGACAGUUGAGUCAGCUCUGGGCUGGCCACAGGACUACAACAGUAGAUAUCCUCAUCACUGGAACUUCAUUGAACUAAAGAGCACACAGUGUCUGAGGCCUGAAGACCGUUGAGUCAGCUCUGGGCUGGCCACAGGACUCUACGACGGUAGAGAUCUUCAUCACUGGAACUUCAUUGAACUAAAGAGCACACAGUGUCUGAGGCCUGAAGACCGUUGAGUCAGCUCUGGGCUGGCCACAGGACUCUACGACGGUAGAGAUCCUCAUCACUGGAACUUCAUUGAACUAAAGAGCACACAGUGUCUGAGGCCUGAAGACCGUUGAGUCAGCUCUGGGCUGGCCACAGGACUCUACGAUAGUAAUCCUCAUCACUGGAACUUCAUUGAACUAAAGAGCACACAGUGUCUGAGGCCUGAAGACAGUUGAGUCAGCUCUGGGCUGGCCACAGGACUCUACGACAGUAGAUAUCCUCAUCACUGGAACUUCAUUGAACUAAAGAGCACACAGUGUCUGAGGCCUGAAGACAGUUGAGUCAGCUCUGGGCUGGCCACAGGACUCUACGACAGUAGAUAUCCUCAUCACUGGAACUUCAUUGAACUAAAGAGCACACAGUGUCUGAGGCCUGAAGACAGUUGAGUCAGCUCUGGGCUGGCCACAGGACUCUACGACGGUAGAGAUCCUCAUCACUGCAACUUCAUUGAACUAAAGAGCACACAGUGUCUGAGGCCUGAAGACCGUUGAGUCAGCUCUGGGCUGGCCACAGGACUCUACGACGGUAGAGAUCCUCAUCACUGGAACUUCAUUGAACUAAAGAGCACACAGUGUCUGAGGCCUGAAGACAGUUGAGUCAGCUCUGGGCUGGCCACAGGACUCUACGACGGUAGAGAUCCUCAUCACUGCAACUUCAUUGAACUAAAGAGCACACAGUGUCUGAGGCCUGAAGACCGUUGAGUCAGCUCUGGGCUGGCCACAGGACUCUACGACGGUAGAUAUCCUCAUCAUUGGCACACAACAAACUAGCCUACAGAGUCUGUGCAGAGGCCACACAACACAGUGACUGACGCCCGAAGACAUCAGAGCUAGGAGGACCAGAUCCAGGACCAGAGCCGGGACCAGAGCCAGAACCAGGGCCGGGACCAGAGCCAGGACCAGAACCGGGACCAGAGUCAGGAUGGGGUGUAACAUGUGUGUGGUGAACCGUCCGGAGGAACAGUACCAGGUCAUGUUCCAGAAGGGGUACAUAAACGGGACACUGAGACCUAUUGAUGGAAACGGCAACAAGGUCAAAGGAAGGAGACCAUCCCAGCUACCCAAGGAGAGAAAUAUUCCAAACUCCAACUCCGAGGAUCCUUUGUCGCUCCAGGUGGUGGGGUGUAGAGGCUACCGGAGGAAAGGUGGCGCCAUGGGUAAUGUAGGCACCAUGGGGCUGGUGUCCAUCCCAGACUGUGUGGAUAACUGCACUCAGACUGACAUUAGCUUCCAGAAUAUUCUGACCGUGGGGAUGUCAACCCACCACCAACCCCACGGGGGCUCCUCGCCCACGCAAUCACCACCCUCUCCUCCACUGCCUCACCUCAUGGACCCUUAUGUACUGAAUGAGUUCUGUACCUUCGAGUACAAUGAUCCCAACGACUACUUUGACAUAACUCACCACGAGGUGGACAGGCAGGUGGAACUGGAGUACGAGGAGGUGGAGCUGUAUAAGUCCAGUCAACAGAACAAGCUGGGGUUGACAGUGUGUUACUGUACGGAUGAUGAGGAGGACCUGGGUAUAUAUGUAGGAGAGGUCAAUCCCAACAGUAUAGCAGCGAAGAACGGACGUAUCCGUGAAGGAGACAGAAUUCUGCAGAUAAAUGGUGUUGAUAUCCAGAACAGAGAAGAGGCGGUGGCCAUUCUGACCAGAGAGGACAGCAUCAACUUCUCACUGCUGCUGGCCAGACCUGACAUUGAGAAUGAGCACCAGGGGGACCCAGAGGAGGUGGAUAUGGAGCUUCCUGUCGGCAUGAAUGUUGAGGCCCUCCACACAUCCCUCCUGCCCAGCCUCUACAGAGAGGGGGCACACCCCCCCACCCACAUCCUUAGUCUGACUGCUCUCAGUAACAGUCAGGAGCUGGACAGUGGCGUGGGCCGGACAGACGAAAGCACCCACAACGCUGAGUCCUCCGAACACGACCUGCUGGGAGAGGACCAGGACCAGACCAGCGCCCCCAACACCAACACAACCAACACCCCAGGCAGCAUGAGGAAGUUCAGGCCUGGGAAUACACCCCCCGUCCCCCCGCUGUCCCACCUCCAAGAGAUUCACCUCAGUAAUGACUCCCAGCCCAGGGUGGGGCUGUACGGAGGAAAGGGACUGGGAGGGGCGAUGGGGACGGGUUCGGGGGGGUACGUCCCCGACCCACUGAUGAUGAUGAUGCCGGGUCUGACGGAAGAAGAGUGCGAGAGGUACAGGGAGCUACUGGAGAUCAGGUGUCAGUUUCAAAGGAACAGGAAGCUGGCCGAGAGAAGCCAGGGAGGAAGAUCAGGGGGUGAGGAGGAGGAGGAGGAGGGCGAGACGUGUGAGGAUGAAGUGGGGAGUGACCCAACAUUCGACGUAAACUGCAACGAGAUCCCGACGCAACACGAGAUGGCAUUGUUAGAGGAGGAACUACGCCACCUAGAGUUUAAAUGUCGCAACAUCCUGAGGGUGCAAAAGAUGCAACAGCUGAGAGAACGAUGCAUGAAGGCGUGGCUUCUGGAGGAGGAGGUGGUGAUUGGCCGUGGAGCCCUAACCCCUGGUCCUGACUCCGCCCACGACCACGACACAGACCCAGAGCCCGCCAAUGAGAUCCACCGCGAGCUGUCGGACAUCAAUGAGCUCCCUGAGCGGGAGAGGUCCGACCCAGACCCAGACCCAGACCAGGACAAAGACAGCACCAGUGCCUACAACACCGGGGGAGAGAGCUGCAGGAGCACCCCUCUGGUCAGCACCGAGUUACUCCCCCUCCUGUCUCUGUCCAUCCAGGAGGAGGGUAGAGGAGGGGACUCCCAUCACCACAGCCGAGACCGGGCCGACAGGGUUGGGUCUGGGCGGGGAUGGGAGAGUGGAGGACAUGGUAGUCUGAACGGUUCCUUCACUCCCAACACCUACAGGAAGUACCAGAUCCAGACGACCAACGCCAGCACAAGCCCCGCCCAUCCUAAUUACCUGUCUCUGACCCAGGGGGGCGAAGGUGUCGGGGUGGGGUCAUCAUCACGGAGGGGGAUAGCUGAGGGCGGAACAACCACAACACCCCCACGGAAGCCCCCCAGAACUAACCCCACCCACCACGACAGGUCAGGGGGUCGAAGCGCAGAGACCAGCCCAUACUUCACCCGGCGUCACCGUGGCAACAAGCCUCCGGCACCGGAACGCCACCAGAGCUGCAUGCGGCUGCCAUCAAGGAAUCCUGAGGUCCGGAUCGACUCCCUGGACUCUAUAGACCGAGCCAUGGUCCUGGGGAUGGGGCUGGGGCUGGAGGAGAGAGGGGCUGCGGCGGGCAGCAGUGGUCACACCAGUCCCAGGAGUGCUAGUGGAGCCCCAGCUGGCCCCACCAAGGCCCAGGACAGCCUCACCAAGGCCCAGGACAGCCUCACCAAGGCCCAGGACAGCCUUACCAAGGCCCAGGACAGCCUCACCAAGGCCCUCCCCCUACACCUCCCUCUGCAGCUGGGGCCAGACUCAUCUCGCAUGGAGUGGAAGGUGAAGAUCCGUAGCGACGGGACGCGCUACGUUGCCAAGCGACCAGUGAGGGACCGUCUCCUUAAAGCCCGGGCCAUUAAGAUCAGAGAAGAGCGCAGUGGCACGACGACAGACGACGACGCGGUUAGCGAGACGAAGCAGGGACGCUAUUGGUCGAAGGAGGAGCGUAAACGGCAGCUUCUGAGGGCCAGGGAGCACCGGCGGCGCCGCGAGUUCAUGAUGCAGAGCCGGCUGGACUACCUGAAGGGAGACGGAGCGCCACAGGCGGGGGUGGGGGGGGGCACUAUGGAUAGGAAGGCUGUAGGAGGACCUCCGGGCCUGCAGGGGGAGCCAGGCGGUAGUCCCAGUAUCCUGGCCCUCAGCCAGAAGAAGCUAAAGAAGAGGAACAGGAGGAUCCUGGAUAACUGGAUCACCAUUCAGGAACUACUGGCUCAUGGAUCCAGGUCGCCGGACGGAAAGAAGGUGUACAAUCCUCUUCUCUCUGUUACUACGGUGUGAUGGAGGGAUGGGAGGAGGAGAAGAGAGCAGAGGGAGAAGAGGAGAAAGAAGGUCUACAAUCCCCCAGCUCUGUUACUACGGUGUGAUGGAGUGAUGGGAAAAGGAUGUAAAUAAAUCCAACCCAAGAGGAGAUGCAGGACAACAAACAGAAAAAGGCUGUAUGGUUUACAUAAUAUGGACAGAGAGAUUAACAGCAUCUGCAGCUAAAAGGUAGAAUUAAAUGAGAAAUAACAUUGUUAAAGAGGUUGAAGAAGACUGAGCGGGAAGAGAAAUGGGUUUCCACUGUAAAUCAGGCACGCAUUGUAAACAAACUGUAUGUCAACAUGUGAUUCAUCCAUAGGAAUUUAAUGAAUUACUAGAGAUCGAGAGCGAUGAAGAUGACUUUUGUGAUUUUUAUAGGAGACUUUUAGUCUUCUUGGCGAUAGCACGGAAUAAACACUGUUUAUUCAGCUUUGUAGAACGUCUCCAGUGCAGAGCUUCAUAGUAGCCAGCUGCUUUCUGUUUUAGAGAAUUAAGCUUUUUUUAAAUGAAUUCCAGAAACCCAUUUUACUGAUGUAUACAGUGGGGAGAACAAG